Messenger RNA from Linum trigynum, 690 nucleotides. The record is from the annotation of a GenBank genome assembly. Lineage: Eukaryota; Viridiplantae; Streptophyta; Magnoliopsida; Malpighiales; Linaceae.
CUAACGGACGAUUUUGCCCCCAAUUAAAAACAUCGAUCUCGUAAUCGCCCUAGUCCCUAAACUGACAAGCCCCCGCCUCCCUCUGCUCAUGCUCGCCUCCCCGUGCGCCGGCGCCGCCGUCUCCCUCUGCUCCUGCUCCCCUCCCCACGAUCGGCCCCGCAGCCCUCUGCUUCCUUCGUCUGGCCAGCCAGACGACCGUCGCCGCUCUACUUCGCCCGCUGCUUCUUCUCUGGUUAGAGACGUGGUUUCGACCUGUGUCCAGCUCGUCGACGACGGGUUUUCAACCCGCCUCGUUGCCGAAUUGAGCGGGUGGGGAUGACGUCCAUAGCCGGGGGAGCAGUGGUGGAGCACGUCCGGACACGACCUAGUCGGGUUUCUGCCUGGCUACGAUCUGAAUCAGGUUGCCGCCGACGAGAAAGACUGGGCAUGUGUACAUCGUUCUCCUUCCCCGUUAAGCUCAGUAGCACCAACGGCGGCGGGGGAACAUCGUCGGCAAUGUAAAGGGUUUGGGGUUGGCGGUGAUUUGUUGAUUUGGGGAUUUAGGUUAGAAUUGGGCUACGGGCAAAGGUGUCAGUUUUUCAAAUUUAGGGCAAAUUUUUUAAAUAUUUAGGGCUGUAAAUAUUAACUCCCAAAAAAAAUGCCCCCUCUCUCAAUCCCUGAAUAUUUGUCCAUUAAAGUAGGACUUUCUUA